UUGGCUGUAGCUCUUGGGAAUUCUGUAUAUUUGUGGAAUGCUGGCACGGGCCUUAUAGAACAACUAUUGACUUUAGAAGGUUCAGAAACAGUAUGUUCAGUAUCAUGGGUUCAAGGGGGAGGAUCACACUUGGCGGUCGGCACUUCAUCUGCAACGGUAGAGAUGUGGGUUUGUGAGAAGAUUAAAAGACUGAGGACAAUGGAUGGUCACACAGGUCGUGUGGGUUCUUUGGCUUGGAACUUGUAUGUGGUGUCAAGCGGUGCUCGAGAUGGUAACAUUGUACACCACGACGUUAGACAAAGAGAUCAUGCUGUGGCAACCAUUAGUGCUCACACGCAGGAGAUUUGUGGUCUUAAAUGGUCACCAGAUGGCAAAUAUCUGGCCUCAGGUGGUAAUGACAACUUACUAAACAUCUGGCCCACAGCUCAGGGACAGCAUUAUACUCAACCACAAUACUUAUACUCAUUCAAUCAACACUUAGCCGCAGUGAAGGGUCUCGCUUGGUGUCCUUGGAGUUCCGGCAUCCUAGCGUCAGGUGGAGGAACUGCUGAUAGAACUAUACGGAUCUGGAAUGUCAAUACAGGAGCUAACUUAAACACCGUCGAUACCAAGUCUCAGGUGUGUUCUAUAGUAUGGAGUACGCACUACAAGGAGCUUGUGUCCGGUCACGGUUAUGCUCACAACCAGUUGGUUAUAUGGAAGUAUCCGACAUUAACACGUGUGGCCGAGCUGAGCGGACACGUGGCGCGUGUGUUACAUCUGGCGCUAUCACCGGACGGUACCACCGUGCUGUCCGCUGGCGCUGAUGAGACGCUAAGGCUUUGGAAAUGCUUCAUGCUGGAUCCGACGAAGAAGAAGGAAGCCACAGACUCUAAAGCAGCGAAAUCUCUUCUUAACAUGAAUGCACUGAUUAGAUGA
This is a messenger RNA of Danaus chrysippus (African queen), 918 nucleotides long. Lineage: Eukaryota; Metazoa; Arthropoda; Insecta; Lepidoptera; Nymphalidae. The record is from the annotation of a GenBank genome assembly.